GUGGAUUUGGCGCGGUGAAAGCGGUCGCUUCUGUUUGGCGCCAUUUGCGGGAAAAAGGAACUGGUUCAGUUUUGUGUUUCACAGUAAAUUAUUUGUUAUUUUUUGUUAUUUUUGCCCCUAAAAUGAUUUUGGUUUUGUGAGGAUUUGUGUGCGGUUAUUUAUACACAGUGUUGUUCUUCGGUAACUGUAGAACGGAAGUCAUUGUUAUUGAGGGAUAGUUAGCUAGUCAGUGAAAUUACGUGUCCGGCUAGUUGGAGGGUUUAUUUUUUUGUUUUUUUGUGUUAGUUAUUAGGCACCGUUUUACUAAUAUUUACACGUGUUAACUUCACCUGCACUUCUGGAGACGUUGACAAUGCAUUCUACUGGUUUGGCUGUAGGGAGAAACACAGAUCUGUAAUUUGGAGACAUGGCUGGACUGGUCGCUAUGGCAGCUGUUAUUGAGGAUUUUGAGGUUACUCAGCCAUGCAAGAAGUUGAGAAAAGACGAAGAACCGCUGUCGCCGCCACCACCAGCAGCAACAAAGACCAUCACAAAUUACUUCUUGCCUUUACCCAAGCCUGUGGAUAAACCUUUCUCUCCACCUCGAUCAAACAGCUUCAUAGACUACUUUCGGAAAACGCCACCCGCUCAGGAAAAAACUACCUCUUCACAAAAGGCAAGUCCGCUCCAAACCAAAGAGCUUCAGUCACCUAGCUUUGAGGAGGCCUGUCCUAAGGCGAGUAAAGUGCAGAGGCAAAAACGAACCAGAAAACCCAAGGAAAAACUAAAGUUACAAGAGGAGGAGGAACAGGAUGUGCUCUCGAAAAACUGUAUAUUAGAAAACAAUCCAGAUGAGUCAACAAUGAAGAAAGAAGGCUGCCUGCCUUCGUUUGGCAGCGAUACCUCACCCCGACUCUCCCCAAUAAACACCGAAAUCUGUUUAGAUGAAGAACCGCUAGACAGCAGGAAUGCAGCGGACGUCAGUGCAGAUGACAGAAAAGCAAAGGAUGGGUUGCAAAAUCCUAAAAGUAAGAAUUUAGCUACCCACAACCAGGGUGAAGAUUUAAAUGAAGAUAACGCAUCGCCUCAAGAAGACAUGAGUAGAGUUAAAAAGUGUGCGAUGAGGAGAAACAGAAAAGCUCAAGUCAGCCGGAGUGAAUUGAGUACCACUGAGCACGAGCAGUCUCUGCAUGAUGCGAGCAUGGAGGUCAAUGUGGAUGAAACUUCAGUGUUGAACUGCAGCACUGUCACUGUGUCCUUCAAAGAUUUUUUACAGAGCCAGAUUCAAAGCGAAGACGAGGUUGCUGCCGAUUCUAAAUCGGACACCUGUGCUGCUGAAAGCUCUGACGUGAAGUCGUGCAUGGAUGUAAUUGAUUCGGUAGCUGCUGUAUCACCAAGAACUCUUAUGGUUCAAGCUGAAGUGCAUCCCAUCUCCCCUGAUUAUGAGGCAGUCAAGGGUCCUCAGUUAAAAAUGGCUUCGAUAUUUACUAGGAAUAAAAAAGAGAGCCAGGUAAAGGAUAGCAAAAAGUCGUCCUCUGAUAACCCACAAAUGAACACCAGCAUUCUGCCUGACCUUAAGAGAAAAUCUAAUGUUGUUCUUCAAGAAGAAGACUUGGAGCUUGCUGUGCUUGAAUACAACUCCACUUCUAAAUGCACACAAGAAGAAAGAAAACAGUUUAUGAAUGCAUUUAAGCAGCCUAGUCAGGAUGGAUCUAAAGUUAAAACCAGCAAGGUCCUGAGCAAAUUGAAGCCAGCUGAAGAAAGUGCCUCUGAGACAGCAGAACCUGAAAAGAAAGAGGAUGAGAGCAGUCCUGACCUGACCACACCAGAACAGUGUACAGAACAAAAAAAACCUGACUGUGUUGGAAAGAAGAGAGGUAGAAAAAAAUCGGUGAAGAAAGGGCAGACGGACCAAUCUGAAGAAGUACCAGUUACUCCGAACCAAGACGAACUUCUAGCAUUGACAGAGAUAGAAAACAAGAGUGAUUCUGUCGAGGGCAGUAGCAAGCAAUGUGUCAAGGAGCUUCGAAGGUCUACAAGAGAUCAGACACGGAGACAGGCAGCACCUACACCUGAAAGAAAUCCAUUCCCUCGCAAGACCAGAAGCCACAAGAAGGACGAAACAUCUGCAGCAUGCCAAGAUGAUGUAACUCAAGCAUCCACUCCAAAGUCUACCAGGCACAAAAAGAAUGUUUACAUGGCCGAGAUGCUCUCUCCAUCCAACAAACAUGGGAGCCCUAUCAGAAUAAGAUUCACUCGGGUGUUUCCUUCUUCCGCCACCAAAACUGGAGAUUUUGAAAUAUUAAGCCCUCAGGAUUCAAAUUCACUGAAGAAAAGGAAAAAGGCUAAAAAGUUGGUACAGAAAGCCAAAGCCCUUAAGAACAGUAAACAGACUGCUGCAGGGGAGAAGCCUGCUGUGCGUCGCUCUACCAGGAGCAAGGAAUCAAACCAAAUCAGUUACUGUGAGGAUGAGGAUUCUGUUGUGUUCUUGGACGAUUGCAACACUGCACCUGCGACUUCAGAAAAUAUCAACAAUCAGAAAAAGCUUCGCAGUCUAAACGAUGUUUUAGGCAAAAAUAUACCUUCAAGUAAAGCACAGAAGAAUUCUCCAGCUUUUAAACUUGCCCCCAUGUCCAUGGAAAGAAAAUCUCAGAGACCAUCAGCGAUUAUUUCUAUACUUGAUGACAGCAGCCGUGAGGGUUCAGAGAACUCGCAAGAUGACGAGCAGUUCCGGGCAAAGAAGGAGUUUCUGAAAAGUGGCCUGCCUGAAUCUUUUAAAAAGCAGAUCGCGAAGGUGACGGCGAACAGAGAGGCGUAUACUCAGGCCUGUACUUCAUUCCAGUCUGUGGUUCAUGUGCAACAGAGACCCACGGAUUGCUCUUUGUGGACUCUUCUCUGGCCUGAAAAUCCUUUCUUGACAUGCCUGAAGGAGUUUUAUCAUUUACCAUCCACCCCAAUUGCAUCAUUGGAGGACCGUGCAGGAAACUUCACUGUUCCUGCUCAGAGAACCUGCACAGAAGUGGGAGGCUGUGUGUUUGUCUCUGGGAGGCGAAAAAGUUUUACAGAACCUGUUCAAGAGCGAUUGUUAGAAGAAAUUACUGCAUCCAAUCCUUCUUUCCCCGUCCAGAGAUUUUUUUCUCGAUUCCAAAAGAGAUACAAAGAAUAUUUACAGGGUGCUGUUGCAGAACCUGAGUGUGGGUCUAAAACAGCUCCCCCUGUGAACUCAACUGAGACUAUCGGUGGAAAGCGUAAACGUGUCGAUGAGGGAGGGCGAGCAGGCAAACUAGCCAAGAAACAAAAGUCUGAUCAUAAGGAGGAAGAGGCCAUUGUUGUUUUGGACAGCCCAGAUUCUGCAAGUGGGGGAACACCAGAAGCCACUGAAUCGGUGACUCGCAGCUCAGGCCGAAGAAGGCGAUCACUGAGAAAUAAACAGGGGACUGAUGAGGAGCCCAAACCCACAGAGGACAAGAAGCAGUGUGAUCCUAUUAUUGUAAUACUCGAUUCUCCAUCUUCAGAAACAUGUGCCCAAGAUUGUGUUAUUGAGGAUGUGCCCUGGACUGAGAAGUACCAGCCACAGCAUUCUGGUGACAUCAUCGGAAACACAGCUUCUGUUAGAAAGUUGCACAGUUGGUUGAAGGAAUGGAAACUCCGGGCUGAUCGUGAAGAGAGAAGAAAGCAGGAGAAGAAAAAGCAAGAGGAUGAUGGUAAUGACUCCUGGUUAGAAGGGGACAGUAGCGAAGGGCUAGAGGAUGCAGAGGACAUGCUUUGUAACACCCUGCUCAUCACAGGCCCCACUGGAGUAGGCAAAACUGCAGCUGUAUAUGCCUGUGCACAGGAGCUUGGCUUUAAGGUGUUUGAGGUAAAUUGUUCCUCUCAGCGUAGUGGCCGUCAGAUCUUGUCACAGUUGAAGGAGGCCACCCAGUCUCAUCAAGUAGACAUCCAAGGGGUCAAUGCUCAUAAGCCCACUUACUUCAACAAUUACAACAGCAGUAGUCUUUUAACAAAACCUUCACCUCGGAAGGUGAACUCUCCUAGACAAGUUGUGUCAUCACCCAGGAAACCACCACAAUCCCCUCGAAGUUCUACAGCAAGGAAAGGAAACUUGACACCAAAAUCGUUGGCUAGUUUCUUUAAAAUGGGUGGAAGGUCUACAGGCAAAGAUGACAUUAAUCAGGACAAAAAGGCUCAAACAAGCUGUUCCAAGACAUCUAAAGUCACUCAGAUUGAAAGUAAGAGACAAGAAAAAAAAGCUUCCUCCGAAGAGCAAAACAAGAGAACGGCUACCUCCCUCAUCUUGUUCGAAGAGGUCGAUGUCAUAUUUGAUGAUGAUUCUGGAUUCCUGGCUGCAGUUAAAACCUUUAUGGCAACCACUAAAAGACCCGUUAUCCUAACUACCAGCGAUCCUACAUUCGUUUCAAUGUUUGAUGGCUACUUUGAUGAAAUCCACUUUAAGGUUCCUUCUUUGGUUAAUGUGGCAAGUUACCUGCAGCUGCUGUGUCUUGUGGAAAAUGUGAGGACGGACAUGCAGGACUUGUCAUGUUUGCUGCAUUGGAACAGAUGUGACAUCCGGCAAAGCCUCCUGCACCUGCAGUUCUGGACCUGCAGUGGGGGAGGACGCCAGGUGACGCGUCCCAUCUUACAGUCAGGAGGAUCUGAGUGUCAGGUCAAGACAGAGGCUGCUAAAGUGGAAAAUGUUGCGGCUGGUGGUGCGCUGCCUCUAGCCAAUGUACCACCCUGUCAUGUUGGAUGCACAGAGUCUUUUUUGGGACUUUUAAACACUCGUCAAGAAAAAGGAAUAGAAGAUUUGUUAAUGGGAGAACCUUCGGCUAUGGAUGUGAGAUGCUUAGAUCUUCUCUCAGAAGCUGAAAGAAGAGGUGUAAAUUUGCUUUAUUCAAACAUGGAGGUGCUGAUUCGUCUGCCCACACGUCCACUGCCAGACCUCAUUAACAGACAGCGAUUGCCAUCAAACACAGAAGCACAGCCUGUGCUCUUGUCUAAACACAGCAACGUAGUAAAGCAGGAAGAACAUUCAGAUGAUACGAGCCCUCUCAAAGUGUCCUGUAGAAUGAGGCGAAAAAAGCAGCUGUAUAUUGACAAUAAACAUGCUCUUCAUUCAGACUCUGAUUCAGAGGAUGGCUUUCUGUCUUUGCCUAAGCUCAGCUCUGACACAAAACCAGCACAGGAUGAGUCAGCUCAAGAUCCACCAGCAAACAAACCUAUGAGAAUGAGAGUUGAGUUAUCUGAAGCUGAAAGGAAAAAGAGUCAAUGUGUAUCACAGUGCCUGAGCUUUUUAGCUGAAUACUUGGACCAUAUGUCAUUUGUGGACUCAUCGCUACACUACAAGCUUCCCCAAGCAGAGGGAGCGUGCAGACCACAAGAUUUCACUGGUGCAGGAGCAGAGGUCAAGUGUGGAAUGACUGAUGAUGUUCGUCUGGAAUGGGAUGGUCAUAUAAAUGAGUUUAACGCUAAAGAAAUCCAAAUAGUGUUAGGGAGUAUGAGUUUUCAUAAAUGUAAGGCUGGGAUCUCUGAAGUCUGGAAUAAAGUCCAGGAGUUGGAGGAGCCGCUUAAGACCGAGACUGUGGAAGAUCUUACACUUCAUGUAGCUUCACAUAGGCAGAGAUUCGACCUAUCUCACAGCAAACUACUUGAACCCAGGGUGAUGGACACCAGGAGGGAGGUGAUGAACGAUUUUCUCACUAGCCGAUCGUUUAGCACUCAGGGAAACCGAGUGGCAGCAGCUGUGGACUACCUGCCCUCUCUGCGUGCUAUUUGUAGAUCAGAAAAACUGAGGGAGCAGGGCAAGGUCAAACGCAGGUUCAUGCACUACCUUGAAGGCAUUCACCUUGAUCUACCUAAAAGCACUCUUCAGGAGCUCGCCUCAGAUUUUCCCUGAAUCAUUUGAUCACACUGUGCUGAGGCAGCCUGUUCAUGGCAGCUGGUUUAUAUGCAUUUGUACAGUAAUCUAUAAUAUAAUCCAAUAUAGCAUGUGUGGUUUUGUGUGGGUGGAUUAUCUUUUUGAUAUUCUUGGUUUUUAUAUAUAAAUAUCUGACUCUGUGUGGAAGGUCUAAUGAUUUGUAUUUUUAUCAUAUUUUUUAUAAAGUAAUAAAUUUGUAAUUAAAAUUUGUCAGAAAACGUUUCCACCACAAAAAUGUAUAUAACACUGCAAACUUUUUUAGAGACCUGUAAUGGCUACCCUGGUAGUUCAGUGCCUUCUUCACUAACUUUAAUGUUUUAUAUGGCACUAAAAUUCAAAAUCACUGUUUUUGUUUUUUGCUGUACAAUUAAACAUCACUUGAUUAGUAUUAAUAUUUACAAGUGCAACUUUAUUUAAUCUCUCAAUUGAGUGAAACAAUAAAUGAGCAUAUUUUUACAGCCAAACCUGCAUCUUCAUACCCUUUUGUAGAUAUUUCUGUUUGACUGAACUACCGUGGAUUCCUCUCACACAAGUGAGUUUUAUCAGUCUUGACUAAGGAUAAGUGUCUCGGGAGGAAAUGUCUUCUGUAUUUGCAUGUCUUUAUUUCAUUUUCCUAAGGGGUCGAUUGUAAUAAAAAUUACAUUCAUG
Molecule: messenger RNA, 6541 nt
Organism: Silurus meridionalis
Lineage: Eukaryota; Metazoa; Chordata; Actinopteri; Siluriformes; Siluridae
Gene: atad5a
Product: ATPase family AAA domain containing 5a
Exons: 22
Coding region: 407-5872 (1821 amino acids)
Cellular component (GO): nucleus
Molecular function (GO): DNA clamp unloader activity; DNA binding; ATP hydrolysis activity
Source: RefSeq, a predicted model, not a curated record